AUGUCACGCAUGAGAGGAUACCUCAUGCGCGAUGGCGUGAACCCCUCGCCAUCCCAGCGCUCGUCGCAGAACUCUGACCGCUUGAUGACGGUGUCCGAGCUGGGGACGUCGAAGUCCCUGGGAACCUACAGCGAUGACUUUUCGAGUCUCAUGAGUGGCUCUUCGUCGCAUAGACGUGGCUCGACAAACACCUCGACUUCCGACGCAGAGCGCCAACUGCAGCUGGACCACAUGCAUCAGCAGAUCCUUGCCGAGUACGAGGGAGGCAGGGAAACCUUGAUGAUAUAUCAACGCAGCUAUCGCGCAGCUGUAGAACGCUUUCUCUCGUUUGCAAGUGAGAACAAGCAGGUCUAUACGAAGGUGAUGGACCUUCAUCAGCAGGUGGAAAAACAAUUUGAGAAGAACCAGGGCAGCGCUGCCGCCCAGCUCGCUGUACACCUGCGGGUUAUCGUGAAUGUUAGUCUGCUAUAUUUCCGCAGCGACGACUCUAACUCGUCGCUGGCGCACAUGCUAAUCAAGUCUCCGUACAUGACGUACCAGGCCUUCCAGGACGCCAUCCAAGAGGUUUGGCGCACGCAUACUUCGAAACUGUCUGUCGCUCCUCCUAAGCUGGGGAUUUGUGGUUGGUUGGGGCGUCACCACGUGACUCCGCGUGGGCUGUGCAGCAGCAUGAUCAACACUCUGACGGCCGUCGAGGGUGUGGUUAACAAGUGUUCCACCGUUUGUCCGAAGCUUUCACAGUCGGUUUAUGUUGGCGAGCCAAUUUACGACAAGAUGCACGAAUCCGAGAAGACGGUUCACCUGCGUAACCACUAUGACCUCACGGAUUUCACCAAGACUGCGAAGGACAACGGCCUGCCGCCUAGUGCUGACCCCGAGGGUAAAGUAGUGCAUCGCCAGGAGAUUGGUCUUAGCAGCUACCGCAAUUACCAAACUUUCGUUAUACAGGAGACUCCUGAGGAUUCAUUCACCGGCCAGAUGCCCCGAUACGUCUCCGUGAUAGUACAGGACGACCUGUGUAACGUGGUCCAGUGCGGAGACCGCGUUCGCGUCUGGGGAGUGUACCGUGCAGGUUGCGGUCGCGCUGAUGACACCAACAACGGUAUCGGUCGCGGUUACUUGGUUGCAAACUACGUUGCUAUCCGUAACAAGUUGGCUACCAGGCUGUCCAAUGAGAUCACCGAUGACGAUCGCGCCAAGUUCAAACAACUGGCCCAACGGGAAGACUGCCUGAGCAUUUUAACUCGUUCUAUGGCUCCUUCUAUCUGCGGUCACGAGAUCGUGAAACGCGGCCUUCUGCUGUCCUUGGUCGGCGGGCAGGCCAGCGACGAGUCCAGUGAUCAUCGCAUUAGGGGUGACAUUCACGUACUGCUUGUAGGUGAUCCAGGUUGCGGUAAGUCCCAGAUGUUACGCUUCGUGAUGAACCUGCUACCGGGAACGGUAUCGACCACCGGUCGUGGUUCUACCGGUGUGGGUCUUACUGCAGCUGUGGUCGUUGACCAGGAAACUGGUGAACGCCGCGUCGAGGGAGGCGCCAUGGUGAUGGGCGACCGUCGUAUCGUCUGUAUCGAUGAGUUCGACAAGAUGCAGCCGAGUGAUCGUGUUGCAAUUCACGAAGUGAUGGAGCAGCAGACGGUGACCGUCGCUAAAGCGGGCAUCCACACCACACUGAAUGCUCGCUGCACGGUUCUCGCCGCCGCCAAUCCGUCAUACGGCUGUUGGAGUGAGGAUAUGGAUGUCUCGCAGCAGUUGUGUUUCGAGCGUUCUCUGAUUUCUAGGUUCGACCUCAUUUUCGUCGUUCGUGACUCCGCCACCGAAGCGGAGGACGAGCGCAUCGCUGAGGCCGUUCUACGCAAUCUCACCCAGAAGUCCAAAGUGAUAACUGCGCACAAGAAUUCCGCGCAGUCUGGUCGUCCCGGUGGCGCACCUAGUUGCGUCAUUCAGCCAGUCGAGGGAGACAUGAACCAAGAAGCCUUCGCCAAUGCCACCUUCGACGGUUUCCACUGGGAGGAGCAGUGGGUGCCGACUGCAGCCGCACCCGCUAGGGCGAAGAAGGCAAAGUCCACGGGCAAGGGGGCUGAUGGUUUCCUCAAGAGCCGGUCGGAGAUGACGUACAUCGACUGCCAGGGCGUCGAGCACGACGUCGUGGAUUCGUCCUUUUUGCGCAAGUACAUUCACUACUGCAAGUACCUGUUCUACCGUGAGAUGGAAGCCAUGGAGGGAUGGCGCGCGUCCCCCGAGAUCAGCGAGGUUGCUCGCCGUGCCAUAGUGUCUCUCUAUUCCCAGCUUAGAAACCGGGCGCAGCAGUCUGAGAAGCACCGACUGAAGCUUCCGCAGGCAGUCACUCCUCGUACCUUGGAGGCCAUCAUCCGUCUCUGUGUGGCUUACACGAAAUUGCAGUUGAAGCGCUGGGUUACCACUGACUGUGUCGCCGCCGUGGGAAAGCUGCUGAACUACACGCUUUUUGGUGAUGCUUACGACGUUUUCGAGACUGAAACGGAACCCACAUCUGAUUUCGAGGACGAGCCGAUGUCUGAUGAGUCGCCUAAACGCAUGCGUCCGCGCCGGGCCGCUGCUGCUGACUCCACAUCAACUGCCCCCGUUGGCGAGAUCACCGGACGCGAAGAACAGAGACCAUCAGAAGGCAAAGCACAGAGCACCGCCCAAUCUUCUGAGGUGGAUGAAAACAACACGGCAACGCUCCUGUCAUGUUUGCGUAAACUCGACACUGGUGAUGGUGUCGACCUGUCGGACCUUUACAUAGAGUUCUCGAGAUCGGUGCGCAUGUCCAUGGAUGAUUUCAAGAAGUUCCUGCAGACUCUGCACAACCAGGAACCGUCUCCGAUCGUCUAUUCGGAGGAAGCCUUCAUGGUCUUCAGUUGCUGA
Babesia ovata is the source of this 2886-nucleotide messenger RNA. RefSeq names its product DNA replication licensing factor. Lineage: Eukaryota; Apicomplexa; Aconoidasida; Piroplasmida; Babesiidae. Gene Ontology annotation, biological process: DNA strand elongation involved in DNA replication; double-strand break repair via break-induced replication; mitotic DNA replication initiation. The record is from RefSeq and is a predicted model, not a curated record. Gene Ontology annotation, cellular component: nucleus; MCM complex. Gene Ontology annotation, molecular function: single-stranded DNA binding; ATP hydrolysis activity; single-stranded DNA helicase activity. Bases 1 to 2886 code for a protein of 961 amino acids. The transcript has a single exon.